Messenger RNA from Erigeron canadensis, 2580 nucleotides. RefSeq names its product senescence-induced receptor-like serine/threonine-protein kinase. Lineage: Eukaryota; Viridiplantae; Streptophyta; Magnoliopsida; Asterales; Asteraceae. Gene Ontology annotation, biological process: protein phosphorylation. The coding region runs from base 1 to 2487 and encodes 828 amino acids. The transcript has 14 exons. The record is from RefSeq and is a predicted model, not a curated record. Gene Ontology annotation, molecular function: protein kinase activity; protein binding; ATP binding.
AUGACAUUGUUCGAAAGCGUUUCUUUUGCUCUUUUCUUGGUUAUUGUUCAUGCUCAAGAUGAUCAAUCAGGUUUCAUCAGCAUAGAUUGUGGGCUAGCUGAAGGUUCAGAUUAUACCGAUAAUAUAACAGGCAUAAGAUAUGUUUCGGACGCUGGAUUCACGGAAACUGGCAUACGUGGAGAAAUAUCACCCAUCUCACAGACUCUUAGAUACUUUCCUGAUAGCAACCGAAGUUGCUACACUCUUAGACUAAAACAAGGGAAGAAUAAUACGUAUUUAAUAAGAGCCAAGUUCAUGUACGGGAACUAUGACAUCAGAGGCUUUAUCCCAAUAUUCGAUCUCUAUCUUGGAACAGAUCUUUGGGAUACUAUCUAUAAUCAAAUGAGAGUAGUUUACGCCGAAAUUAUACAUGUGCCGUUAAAGGAUUACAUAAAGGUGUGCCUUGUGAGCACAGGUCGUGGAAUUCCAUUCAUUUCGGGAUUAGAAGUGAGGCUUUUGGAUAGCAUCAUGUAUCAAGUACCUCGUCUAACAUCACUCCGUCUCACCGUUAGCGAUAAUUUUGGUUUAUCAGAUCAAGUGAUCAGGUACAAAGACGACAAGUUUGAUCGAAUUUGGAUUCCGUCAAUUCCGCAAGGCUAUAAAGCGGUACAGACUUCAUCUGAUACAGUUCCUUCAGGGGAUUUCGAGAUGCCAUUAAAGGUUAUGAGCACUGCCAUUACACCAAUUAACUCUACAGACAAUAUAGUCUUACAGUGGAUAGUUAAUAUCCCAUCUAUAGUUAGAAUUUACCUGCAUUUUGCUGAAGUUGAAACACUACUAGAAGACAACUUGAGAGAAUUCAACAUUUAUCUGAAUGGGACGGCUCUUGGACCAGUCAUUCCCACAACCCAAGCAAGCACCAUAGUAACAGAGUUAUUUAUAGCCAAUGGCAAUCGGUUUCUUAUGUUAAAUAAAACCCAGAGAUCGACCCUCCCUCCUAUAAUCAACGCGGCAGCGAUUUACAAUCUAAUGCAGUUAAAACAAGAUCAAACAGAAGAAGAGGAUGAUGCUGCAAUAUCUAAUGCUAAAUCAAUUUAUGGACUAAAAAGAAACUGGCAAGGAGAUCCGUGUCUUCCGAAAUCAUAUGUCUGGGAUGGUCUUACAUGUCGCUACAAUGAUACAGCGGCAGCUAGGAUCAUAUCCCUGAACCUUUCCUCUUUUGGAUUAAGUGGAGAGAUAGCAACUGCCUUGGGUAAUCUUACUAUGAUUGAAUCACUGGACUUGUCCUACAACAACUUGAACGGAACUGUACCAGAUUUUCUGGCUAAAUUGAAGAACCUAAGAAUUCUAAACUUACAGGGAAACAAGUUCUCAGGACAACUUCCACCAGAACUUGUUGCAAAGUCAAAGAAUGGAUCUUUGGUGCUUAGAAUUGGAGCAAACAGUGAUGAAGAAAAAAGUUCUUGUAUCGAGGGUUCAUGUAAAAACAAGCGUAGCAAACCUCAUAUUGGAGUGCUAGUCACAAUUAGUGUAUUGGCACUACUGGUUGUGUUUGCGACCACAUGGACAGUAAAAAAAUGCAGAACAAAAGAUUUGGGCACAAACGAGGAACGUCUUAGAACGAGAUAUCAAAAGUUAAAGUAUUCUAAAGUGGCGAGAAUCACUAACAGCUUUGAGACUGAAAUUGGGAAAGGAGGAUCUGGGAAGGUGUUCCUUGGAUUAAUUGGGGGUAAGCAGGUUGCUGUGAAGAUACUUUCUGGAUCACCAAACCAAGGAAAUAAGGAAUUUCGGGAUGAGGUCAAGUUUCUGAUGGAUGUUCGUCAUAAAAACAUAACUUCACUCAUUGGGUACUGCGACGACAUAAACCACAAGGCAAUUAUAUACGAGUAUAUGGCCUGCGGGAACUUAGAAAAACAUCUAUUUGAUGGAAUCCCAAAUGUCUUGCCAUGGGGAAGAAGGUUACAAAUAGGAUGUGAUGUAGCAGAAGGUUUAGCAUACAUGCAUCAUGGCUGCACGCCACCGAUACUCCACAGAGAUAUAAAGUCUUCAAACAUAUUAUUGAAUGAAGGCUUCCAAGCCAAGGUGGCUGGUUUUGGGCUGUCAAGAGCUUUUAAAACUGAAAAUGCUGAUGGGUACCUUGACCCGGAGUAUCAUUCAACAAACAAGUUGACGGAGAAAAGUGACGUGUACAGUUUCGGCGUAGUACUUUUGGAGUUAAUUACAGGAAAACCAGCAAUAUUAGAGGGCAUAAACACAGUAGGCAUAAACAUCGCUGAAGAAAAAACCGUGGAGGAUAUAAUUGAUCCUAGAUUAGAGGGGUUGUUUGACAUCGAAAUAGCCUGGAAGGUAUUUGAAUUGGCAAGGGUAUGUGUUUCCCCCAAAUCCAAUGAAAGGCCAUCCAUGAAUGAGGUGGUGAUAGAUCUCAAUCAAUGGUUGCAAGCAGAGAGAAGUGUAAGCAUACCCUUAAACAUGGAAAGCAUGAGUACUUCCUUGAUGGCGGAGUCUUAGAACAAUCAUUUGUCAAAUGUCUUCAUGUAAAAACACUGUUAAAGCUGUCGAGCAUUAAAUUCUCUGCAGUUGUUUUUUGUUUUUGUAAUAUAU